AUGCUCCGAAGUGCCAAAAACAGCACAGAGAGGGGCAAAGGAACGAAUGACAAAACACGCCCCCCCGAGAGCCGCUGCGGCAAGCAAGGGUCUGCCGCGAGCGUCCGGGCUUCAUUGGAGAAUCCAGGGCCCGACAGGCUGUUUCGCUCUGUUCUCAUCCGGAGCCAAAAUGGCGAAAUCGAGGCGCCCGGUGGUGAGAUUGAGAGAAAUCCCACAUUGCCUUCAACGUUGCAGAGCGAUGGCCCGAAGGACGUGGGGCCCCCAUGA
Trichoderma aggressivum f. europaeum is the source of this 267-nucleotide messenger RNA. RefSeq lists its product as uncharacterized. The record is from RefSeq and is a predicted model, not a curated record. Lineage: Eukaryota; Fungi; Ascomycota; Sordariomycetes; Hypocreales; Hypocreaceae. The coding region runs from base 1 to 267 and encodes 88 amino acids. The transcript has a single exon.